This is a messenger RNA of Medioppia subpectinata, 388 nucleotides long. The record is from the annotation of a GenBank genome assembly. NCBI's taxonomy places the organism in Eukaryota, Metazoa, Arthropoda, Arachnida, Sarcoptiformes, Oppiidae.
CAUCGGCGAAGUGAUCGAUCCGUUAGACUUCCACAACAGAACCCAAAAGUAUUCAAAGGAGAAGAUAGAACACCACUACUUCAUGGCACUCAAGAGCGAUGAGAUCAUCGACGCCACCGUUAAGGGCAAUAUAACACGAUUCGUAAACCAUAGCUGCGAUCCCAACAGUGAAACACAAAAGUGGACUGUAAACGGAGAGCUAAGGAUCGGUUUCUUUACGCAACGAUUCGUAGAGGCGGGCGAAGAGAUCACAUUUGAUUAUCAAUUCCAACGAUACGGAAAAGAGGCACAAAAAUGUUUUUGCGAUUCAAUGAACUGUAGGGGUUAUAUCGGCGCCACAGAAGGCGCUAACAUAUUAACCGACGGCUCAAAGAUAACCACAAAAGUA